Molecule: messenger RNA, 2587 nt
Organism: Neomonachus schauinslandi (Hawaiian monk seal)
Lineage: Eukaryota; Metazoa; Chordata; Mammalia; Carnivora; Phocidae
Gene: SLC25A19
Product: solute carrier family 25 member 19
Exons: 8
Coding region: 183-1139 (318 amino acids)
Biological process (GO): thiamine pyrophosphate transmembrane transport
Cellular component (GO): mitochondrial inner membrane
Molecular function (GO): thiamine transmembrane transporter activity
Source: RefSeq, a predicted model, not a curated record
GUUACUGCCGGGCGCAAUUAGUUUUGCUGCUGCAUGAGGAGGUAGGAAGAGAAGCCCGCGCGGAGUCGGGCCGCGCCCUUCGUGCCCGGUUACUACAAGGCUUACUGGUACAAGAAGGAAAUUAGAACAAGUGGAAGAAGUAAGAUUGAAACUGAUGGACGUUGUAUGGGCCAGCGGCAGGGAUGGUUGGCUAUGACCCCAAAGCUGAUGGCAGGAAUAUCUCCAGUUUUGAGGUGGCUGUGGCUGGGUCUGUGUCUGGACUUGUCACGCGGGUGAUGAUCAGCCCCUUGGAUGUCAUCAAGAUCCGUUUCCAGCUUCAGAUUGAGCGCUUGUCUCGCAGUGACCCCGCUGCAAAAUACCAUGGGAUCCUACAGGCUGGGAGACAGAUUUUGCAGGAGGAAGGCCCCACAGCAUUCUGGAAAGGACACGUCCCAGCGCAGCUUCUCUCUAUGGGCUAUGGAGCUGUUCAGUUUCUGUCGUUUGAACUGCUGACCGAGCUGGUGCACAAAGCCACCACGUACGAUGCCCGCGACUUCUCAGUGCACUUUGUGUGUGGAGGCCUGUCCGCCAGCGCCGCCACCCUGGCCGUGCAUCCCGUGGACGUGCUGCGCACUCGCUUUGCAGCUCAGGGUGAGCCCAAGGUGUAUAAAACCCUGCGAGACGCCGUGGUGACCAUGUACCGGACUGAAGGCCCCUUGGUUUUCUACAAAGGCUUGAACCCCACCUUGAUCGCCAUCUUCCCCUACGCCGGCUUCCAGUUCUCAUUUUACAGCGCCUUGAAGCACAUGCACAAGUGGGUCCUGCCCGCCGAGGGAAGGAAGAACGAGAACCUCAGAAACCUGCUCUGUGGCAGCGGAGCUGGAGUCCUCAGCAAGACCCUCACAUACCCCCUGGACCUCUUCAAGAAACGGCUGCAGGUCGGAGGGUUUGAGCGGGCCCGAGUCACCUUUGGCCAGGUUCGCAGCUACAGGGGCCUCCUCGAUUGUGCCCAGCAGGUGAUGCAGGAGGAAGGCCCCACGGGCCUCUUCAAGGGCCUGUCCCCGAGCCUGCUGAAAGCUGCUCUCUCCACCGGCUUCGUGUUCUUCUGGUAUGAGCUCUUCUGUAGCUUCUUCCACCCCAUGAAGAAGGCGGACAGCUAGCCCCCAGGGCAGGAAGGGCGGCCUCCGGAAGGAAGGCAGACUCCCGUACCAUCUCGUGCUGCACCGAGAGCUGCUGCCCGCUCCCUGCCUGCCAGGCGGCUCUGGCAUCACUAGAAGGGUAGGGGCCUUCUCGGGGGGAUGCAGGGCUUGGCCUGUGGGGACGCAGCCGUGUCGGUCAGAAGGAGCUUGGGGUGCUUUCUCUGUGUGGUCCUGGCUCGCAGGAAAGGCGGCAGCGACCCCCCUGCGCUUCUCAGCACCUUCUGCCCAGAACUGUCCGGGCUCUGGGGGUGGGGGGCCACGGCUGGAGCCCGAGGGCUGGGAUUGGGCCCUUCGCGGGGGCCUGGUCCUCUCGUGUGCGCUCUUACUCCCACCAGCUAAUUUAACGCACACCGAAGCUACAAGCACAUUCCUUAUUUCGCUCCAUCUUCCCUUCCACAUCACGUCCCUCCUCACAGGGUAUGAGGGAGGGAACCCUUGGCUUCCUCAGAUUCCCUUUUUCUCAAUACUUGCAUCCCUCAUGCAGCUUUGCUUCUGGUUCUGAGGGGAAGAAUUAGUCACUUUAUAGCCCCCGCCCCCCACGCCCAGGUCCCCCUGUCUGUGAAGUUCCGCUCAGGCUGUUCUCUCCCCUGGGUGGGACAGAGCGUUGCUAGAGGGCCUCUGGGGAAAACAGAUCCCGGCGGCCCACAAGAAGUGGGGGCUGUGCUGAUGGGGAGGAGCUGUGGGUAAAGGUGGCGGCCUUUGCCCCCAGUCUGCCUGGGGUCACUCCUCUCCCGGGGGGUGGGGGCGGGAGCCUUACAGCUGGGCCUGUUGGCAUCGGCUGCCCGCUCAGCGUCCCCCUCCAUGAUCAGUGUGGUGCUGCGUGUAUCCUCUGUCACCCCAGGAGGGCCACAGCUCUGAAGCAGCCUCAUGAAGGGGGUGGGAGAAGGAAAGGGUCGGGCAGCCAGCCUGCUGAGGGCAGUGGUGUCAGGGGCUUGUCAGCACAAGAACUCACAACAGCUGCUCGUCUGGGCACAGAGGAGAAACUGCAGUAAGGGCGUGAGACCAGGAAAUCUACAGAACACAAUCACCACCCUUUCCACCCAGUUCUGCCCCCCGACCCUUCAGGGGAGCCAGGAUGGAGGAGCAGCAGAGCCCCUUGCAGGCCUUCACCCAGCCCUCAGUCUGGGCUCUGGCUCCAGCCUCUGUACCCACUGAGGAGGAGAGCAGGGGCCGGGAGCAGGCCUGUGUGGGUGUCCUGGCCCUUGGACCCCUUCCGUCAUCAGAGUGGUUUUGGCUCUGGCCUGGGGCUUUGUGACGUGUCUGGGACCCUGAAUCCUGAAGCUUCCCUGCUCCCGGCUGCUGGUUAUGAACAUCCAGGCUGUGGGUAGGGGGGUGCUCCAACACCCACAGAGUUUGGGGCACUGGGCUUGGGGCUGCAGGAAAGCUGCCUGAAUGUAUUUUUUAAGAAA